AUGGCCUAUCGCAUGGGUCUUGACCGACUUGAGAAUUUACGAAUGCUAUAUCCUGAAUGGCGGGUCCUCGAUAGGGAAGUCCUCCAAGAAUGGCGAACAUUAUGGUGGUUCAUCUAUCGCCUCGAUUCAUACUCCAAUAUCUCUUCAGGCACGCCAUUCCUGAUCGACGACAAGUUCAUAAAUACCUCCUUGGUAUUAUCAUUUUCUAGUUCGAGUUCCGGGAGUGAUGGUGCUGCUCCAGAGAAUCUGCGCAUGCCGUCCAACCCUGAAUUUUUCUGGAAAAUCAUCCCCGCACUCAGCUCAAAUCCAGAAACUUUCCUGCAGAAUGCUCACCUAGUCGCUAUAUCUGCCACUCGCCAGGCAGGAGUUGUUCUAAGACAUCACUGCGUGCUUUCCAAAGAGGAACUCGUCGACAAAGACUUCAGUGCAUUCGAGCGACAUCUUUCUGCUCUUCGCCUGGCCCUUCCUUCAGGCUGGUUUAACCCCAAGCGCAACGCGUUCUCGAAUGAGACACAAGCAUACCAUCAUGGAAGAUUGAACAGUGUUAUUCUUCUCUUGAUGUCUCAGCUUCUCAUAUCGAUCAUUGGUUGUGCCAUAGCGAAAAAUGAUGAAUGGCUUUCCAAUUGGCAGCGUAUCCUUGAGACUUGUCAGGGUAUUGCGUCGGUUGCAGCAGAGUAUGAUACGUCUUUCUGUAUCAAAGUCGAUCCUGCAAUUUGCUUCGUUUAUUUUACUGCGCUUAUCUUUCUCGAGAUGCACAGAAAGUCAAGUACUUUUUCUGUACCUGAUCUGCUGUCGAAUAUUGAGCAUGAUCAAACUGUACUCCGUUUGCAACUUGAGCAGUUUGCAAAAAUUUGGACAUUGCCGAAACUUCUUAUCAGUAAGUUGAUGUUGACUUUUUGA
This is a messenger RNA of Penicillium argentinense, 900 nucleotides long. RefSeq names its product fungal specific transcription factor domain-containing protein. Gene Ontology annotation, biological process: DNA-templated transcription. The record is from RefSeq and is a predicted model, not a curated record. Lineage: Eukaryota; Fungi; Ascomycota; Eurotiomycetes; Eurotiales; Aspergillaceae. The coding region runs from base 1 to 900 and encodes 299 amino acids. The transcript has a single exon. Gene Ontology annotation, molecular function: DNA binding; zinc ion binding.